AUGGCGCGGCAGUCCGAUGUGCAGGAGUCCAUGAAGAACAUCUCCAACCGUGCAGAAAAGGCGGUGGAGGUGCGCAAGUACGAUGAGAAGGGGGUGCAGGAGCGGAUGCAGAGGCUCCACGCCGACGUUCUCCAGAAGAAGCUGGCGGAGAAGAAGAGGAUGGACGAUCUGGCACAGAUUCCGCUGGAGGAGGCGGACGUUGUCCUGCUGAUGCGUGAGCUUGGCUGUGACCGUGCGGCAGCAGAGCUGCAGCUGCGCGAGAAGAAAGGCGAGCUCGUGGCGGUCCUGCGUGAGGUGGUCGGCCUUCCAAAGGCGAAGUCAACCACAGCGAGUGCGUAA
Molecule: messenger RNA, 339 nt
Organism: Trypanosoma rangeli
Lineage: Eukaryota; Euglenozoa; Kinetoplastea; Trypanosomatida; Trypanosomatidae
Exons: 1
Coding region: 1-339 (112 amino acids)
Biological process (GO): protein stabilization; negative regulation of apoptotic process
Source: RefSeq, a predicted model, not a curated record